AUGUUCUCAUCCAGAUCGCCACUUCAAGUUGUGCUGGGCCUCCUCACGGCCUCAGCGACAGCCUACUGGCUACCCGAGACGCUGGGAUCCUCUGUGACGACCUGCAUUGUCCCAAAGAACACAACUGGCAACGAUGACAGUCCCAGCGUCACAGCCACGGUCGAGGCAUGCAGUAAUGCCUCUCGCAUCAUUUUCAGCGGGAACGAGACCUACAAUUUGAUGACCCCAAUCUCCUUCACGGAUCUCACCAACGUUGAGUUCGUUAUCAACGGUAAUGUCUCCUUACCGUCCAAUGUCAGCUACGUGGAGUCUGUCACAGGGAACAGCGAUCUCUAUUCAGGCCACUGGAUCACAGUCAAGGACAGCACGGGCGUCACGUUCACUGGCACUCAGGACCCCAGCUCGGGCUGGUUCAUCGGUCAUGGAGAGCAGUGGUGGCCUAUGGUGAACAACAGUGACAAUGACUACCGCCCACACUUUUUCGAAUUUUCAGUGACCACUCUUCGCCUGCGAGACGUCAAGGUCUAUAACCCCGUGGCCUGGGUCUUUUCGCUGAGCGGCACGGACAUCUACAUGACGAACACCACCCUCGACGCCCGCUCAAGCGAUCCCAUCAACGCUUUCCCUUUUAACACGGACGGUAUGGACCUGUCGGCCUCGGACGUUGUCAUUGACACCUGGACAUCUUGGAACGGGGACGAUGUUCUGAAUGUGGCCCCUCCAGCGACCAAUGUCACCAUGCGGAAUAUCGUUGCCUACGGUACCCAUGGCGUGUCUGUGUCCUGCUCACCUGGAACGGGAGGUGAUUAUCUAUUUGAGAAUGCCUUCAUAUACGACUCUCUACUAGGAGCUCGUUUCAAAGGCGACCUGGGCACCACCUGCAAUCUCAGCAACGUGACAUGGCGGAACUUUGCCAUUUUCAACACAAGCUACCCAGUUCAUUUCAUCGAAAAUUAUGUCGAUCAAGAGACGGGCGUCGCCGCUGGCACAAACACAAGCCUGGCGGCGUACACUACCAAUUUCACGUGGGAGAAUAUCGUGGCCAUGACCAGCGAAGAGCUGGGCGAUGGGAGUUGCAUUACGGAUCCAUGCUGGACCUACACGGAUGGACAAUCUAACCAAAAAGCCAUGUACAUAAUGUGCAAAGACGCUGCACAUUGCCAGGACUUCCACUUUGACGAUAUUGUGCUCUUUGGGGCCGACGGAAAGCCUGGCGAGAUGGACUGCAGCGGGCUAGAGGGAGUCGAGGGCAUGGGAAUUCCAUGUACAAAUGGAACACUACCUACACAAUGA
This is a messenger RNA of Cryphonectria parasitica EP155, 1293 nucleotides long. Its product is annotated as family 28 glycoside hydrolase. Gene Ontology annotation, molecular function: polygalacturonase activity. The record is from RefSeq and is a predicted model, not a curated record. Gene Ontology annotation, cellular component: extracellular region. Bases 1 to 1293 code for a protein of 430 amino acids. Gene Ontology annotation, biological process: pectin catabolic process. NCBI's taxonomy places the organism in Eukaryota, Fungi, Ascomycota, Sordariomycetes, Diaporthales, Cryphonectriaceae. The transcript has 2 exons.